AUGACAGCAGUGAGGAGAAUACAAAAGGAACUCAGUGAGCUGAAUAACAAGCCCAUUCCCGGCGUGUCCAUUGACUACGAGGAAGACAACAUUUUGUCGUGGAAAGUGUCCAUGAAGGGGCCACCGGACAGCCCAUACAAAGGCGGAAAAUUCACGUUGGACGUAAAGUUUGACACCACGUUCCCAUUCAAGGCCCCUGAGGUAAAAUUCCUCACCAAAGUUUAUCAUCCGGGAAUAAACGAAGAGGGUGCGAUCUGCCUCCCCAUGCUCAAGGAUGAAUGGAAACCUGCAAUUACUAUGUCCAAAGUCCUCACUACGAUACUUGACAAACUUGGCCAUCCGAGCCCCGAUGAUCCGUUCAAUCCUGAUAUCGCUGCUGAACUCAAAGAAAAUGAAAGCAAAUUCAAGGCUACAGCGAAGGAGUGGACAAAAAAGUAG
Messenger RNA from Cantharellus anzutake, 438 nucleotides. Its product is annotated as UBC-like protein. Lineage: Eukaryota; Fungi; Basidiomycota; Agaricomycetes; Cantharellales; Hydnaceae. The transcript has 8 exons. The record is from RefSeq and is a predicted model, not a curated record. Bases 1 to 438 code for a protein of 145 amino acids.